CUCGUCAUCAUUUCACCUUUACAGAGCAACACAGACAGACUGUAUGCAGUUGUUGAGGAUGCUGAAAUAGCAAACACUGAGUCCUCUGUAUUUGCUGAACAGCCAACAGGAACACCCUCUCUCUGAAAUGACCUUUGAUUUGUCGAAGUGUCCCGUCACAGGCUAGAUUUUCUAAAGCCUGAAAACAAAGCCAAGAAGAGAAAUGGCCUCCAGCAACAGUCUUUUAUCUGAGGAUCAGUUUCUUUGUCCCAUCUGUCUGGAUGUGUUCACUCGCCCAGUUUCCACUCCAUGUGGACACAACUUCUGCAUGUCCUGUAUCUCAUCUUACUGGGACGAUACACCAGUCAGCCAGUGUCCAGUCUGUAAGGAGACAUUUGAGAGGAGACCAGACCUCAAGGUCAACACUUUCAUCUCAGGGCUUGCAUCGCAGUUCAUGUCGCUUCAAGUGACAGACUCUCACAUCUGGAGCCCGGACCAACAGCAUGCUCGCUGUGGUGGAGCGGUGCUGUGUGAUAUUUGCACUGACACCCAGCAAGAGGCUGUCAAAUCCUGUCUGGAGUGUCUGACUUCUUACUGCGACGUCCAUCUAGAGCCUCAUCACAGAGCUGCUGGCCUGAAGAGACAUACACUGGUUGACCCCUUGGCGAGCCUGCAGGACAGGAUCUGCAAGGAGCACACCAGACUGCUGACAUUGUUCUGCACAGACGAUGGGGCUUUGCUGUGUGACAUCUGUGCCGGUUUGCGCCACAUGAAGCAUGGCGUAGUUUCUGUGCAGCGAGCUUAUAAAGAGAAGAAAGCUUUGCUGGGGGACACUGAGGCCAUAUUGCAGCAGAUGAUCCAGGAGAGGCUGCAGAAGGUCCGAGCCAUGAAGGAGUCAGUAGAACAAAGCAAGACAGAAACCAAAGAUGUGAUCGCAAUCAGCGUGCAGGACUUGACGGCACUGGUCUCUGAGAUCCAGAAGUGCCAGACGGAGCUUGUGAAGGUGAUGGAGGAGAAGCAGAAAGCAGCAGAAGAACAGGCAGAUGGGUUUAUUAGCAGUAUGGAGCGAGAGAUAACCGAGCUGCAGAGGAAAACAAUGAAGCUGAGGGAGCUGAAACAGACUGAAGACCAGCUUUGUUUUCUCCAGAGUUUCCCAAACCAAUCCAUCCUACCACACACAAUGGACUUGUCCACAUCCAGCUUUAACAGACAAGUGGAGAUACUCUACGUACGUAAAUCUCUGAACAAAUCAGUGUCUCAGCUGAGAAUGAAUCUGAAUACAAUGAACACAGAAAUACAAAAACUCUCUGACGGCACAGACGUGUCAAACGAUGCUACGCUGAGAUAUGUGCAGCAGUAUGAAGUGGACGUUGUUCUCGAUCCUGACACUGCUAACCCUAGCCUCAUUUUAUCUAAAGACAGGAAACAGGUGAGAUACAGCAUGGAUCUCAGUGUUCGGAGAAACCAGAACCUGAACCCUAAAAUGUUCACUGUAGCUCUCGCAGUUCUGGGAAAGAAAGGCUUCUCACGUAAGUUUUACUUUGAAGUGUUUGUGGGUGGAAAGACAGAGUGGUGUCUGGGUGUGGCCAAGGCUUCAGGCCAGAGGAGGGGGAAAUUUGUUCGGUGUCCCGGCUCUGGAUUCUGGGUCAUCCGGUUCCAGAAGGACAAGUUUGAAGCCGUCCUUUCACCAAACGUGCUGGUACACUCAGGAAAAGUGGAGCGGGUCGGCGUGUUUGUGGAUUAUGAUGGCGGGCGAAUUUCUUUCUAUGACGUACAGACAGCAACACUCAUUCACUCGUUCACCGAGUGUGUCUUUACUGAGAAACUGCAUCCGUUCUUUAAUCCUUGUGACAAUGAAUAUGGUUCAAACUUGGGGCCGAUGAUAAUUGUUCCUGUCGGUCGCACAGAGUGAACGGAAGUGUCAGAGACUCAGUGAUUUGAGAUAUAAAAAGAGGUAUUUACUAAAAUGCAAUUGAUGUCUGAUGUGUUUGACUGCAAUUAGGAAUGUCUGUUUCAAUUAAUAUUGCUUUUGGUUGCCUGACACCCAUUAACUGGUAGUCUCGCCACCAGACAAUCAGAGAUCUCUGCCUUCUGAUAGUCUGAGGACACUUCUUUCUAAAGUGUGUUUAAUACACCGGAGAAAACGACCGGCA
Molecule: messenger RNA, 2132 nt
Organism: Epinephelus lanceolatus (giant grouper)
Lineage: Eukaryota; Metazoa; Chordata; Actinopteri; Perciformes; Serranidae
Source: RefSeq, a predicted model, not a curated record